GGGGGAGGGGGGGGGGGGGGGACUCCAAUUACUUCAAUAAGUAUGAGGACAUGUGAAAACACAUUGGUAAUUACCACAACUCAUGUAUUUUUAGACAGACUACGGUUCUGAAAUGGAACAGGAAAUAAAACGUGAUAGAGGGCACCACAUAUGGAGAUAAGGGGACAAACAGGGGCAGGGGGAGAGGUUGAGAGUUGGGGGGGCAACGUGACGGUGGACGGAAAGACGUAGAUGGAACGAGGGAGACAGAGAGAGUAAAAGACAGAGAGAAGAGGCUAGGGUUGUCAGUGCAGUAAGCAGCUUCUGUCCGAAGAUUUGCCCUCACACUUGGAUUGGCAACUCUGAUAGAAGCGUUAACGGACAAAUCCACUGAACACCCAGAGACACACGGCGCUGGACAAUAACAGACAAGAGUCCACAAGGUCAACAGUCUUCCUCCAAAAUUCAAGGAACGUGAAUGUGUGUGUGAUUGUUCGUGUUGGGACAGAGCUCCAGUCAAGUUGAAAUAUUGGACUCCUUCUCUAUUGAAGAUGCGUGGUGCGGGACUGUACCUGCUGUUGCUGAUGCUGCCCUGCUGUGCCUGGUGCCAGCCGCGAGGCUUCAGCAGUCAGAGUCUGCGACUGGAGGAGGAUGAAGACACCCCAGCAGACGGAGACCUGAUGACUGUCAGCAUCCUCAACCGGAGUGGGAUCUUGGCAUCCCUUCUGUCCCCAGACUUCCAGCCCACGAUCAGGAAAGCAAGGGCUUCCCGGCCGCUCCCACAGUUCACAAAGAAAGCAGCCCAGGGAUCGCGUUUCGCACUCUCCCUGGAUGUGCCCACCAGCAUCCUCAGUGUCCUGAUAGACCUGGCCAAGAACCAGGACAUGCGGGCCAAAGCAGCAUCCAAUGCUGAGCUGUUGGCACGCAUUGGCAAGAGGAAAUAAAAACCAUUGCUUGUACAAUUCAGAUGGGGCUGGGAGCUAAUUAAAAGUUUGUGCUGAUUACAUGUAUGUUUUGAAUUUGUUUGGGAACAAGGUACACAGGAUUUGAGAGGGAUUGGCAGUAGACAUGUACUUCUUUUGCGUUGGUAUACUUUGCUGUAUUUAAUUUUCCUCAACAAAUAUGUAAAUAUUAACAUAUAUGAAUACUAGAGUCUCUUGAUUGUAACUUGAUUGCAUUGGAUGAUUUAUAUCUGUCAAAUUACAUGAAUUUGAAUUAUGGAAUGUGAGAAUACACCAUUAUGUGCACACUGGACUUAUAUAAUAAAAUUCAAUAAUUUAACAUCAUCUUCUAUUGAUGU
This is a messenger RNA of Clupea harengus (Atlantic herring), 1279 nucleotides long. RefSeq lists its product as uncharacterized. Gene Ontology annotation, molecular function: corticotropin-releasing hormone receptor 2 binding; hormone activity. The record is from RefSeq and is a predicted model, not a curated record. Gene Ontology annotation, biological process: adenylate cyclase-activating G protein-coupled receptor signaling pathway; digestion; cellular response to nutrient levels. Gene Ontology annotation, cellular component: extracellular region. NCBI's taxonomy places the organism in Eukaryota, Metazoa, Chordata, Actinopteri, Clupeiformes, Clupeidae.